This is a messenger RNA of Schistosoma haematobium, 2517 nucleotides long. Its product is annotated as Laminin subunit gamma-1. The record is from RefSeq and is a predicted model, not a curated record. The coding region runs from base 1962 to 2366 and encodes 134 amino acids. Lineage: Eukaryota; Metazoa; Platyhelminthes; Trematoda; Strigeidida; Schistosomatidae. The transcript has a single exon.
CAAUUCUUUGAGUAUAAAUGAUUAAGAAAACAUUGAUAUUUAUUAUAGGGAGAUAGAUUGCAGACUUUUUUUGUUUUAUUUCAGUUGGUUGACAAUUGAAGAGAUAUGAUUAUUCAAAGAAUGAAAAAGAAUAUUCGAUCAGAUUAUAUAAUUUAUAGACAAACUAAUCAGGUAUAAGACAAUAGGUCUUGGAUGUUGGCAUGAAAUUCAAUCAUUUAUUUGGUGAAAUAGAGUUUUGGGAUUAUAAAGUUGAUAUCAGUUGGUGAUGAAAACCUUAAAUCUAAUUCCUCACGUUGACAAUCAACUAUGAAUCAUAAUUCUAAUUCCUUACACAGGUUUAUAAACCUCAUUUGAUCUUGGUUAUUAGGUGGACAAUCUCAAGGUUACUUCAGAGAGUCACUCAAAGGUUGUCUAUUAAUUAUAGUCUCAUCGUUUAAGUCAACUAUAUCAUUGAUAGAAUUUACGAUUGUCAAUGGAAUAACCUUAAUAAUAUUAAAUUCACUUGGUAUUAUUUUACUUAAAUCUUCCCAUUGAUGAUUAAUACUGCAAAUGAUCAGUUUGUUAUUGGCAUAUGUGCAUACUGUGUGUAUUGCCUCGAUAUUGCCUUCAUUCAAAAAGCUUUAUAAGCAAAGAUGGGUAGUGGUUAACAGUGGGACUCGUCAGUUGGAUGUACGUGCAUCGCAGAGUUGAUGUUCAUUUCGAGACUCGAACCCAGUACCGUUCACUUUAAACGCCGUUGUGUUAUCCACUCAUCUACUGAGUCCUGAUAGCCACUUGCUUGUGCAAUGGGGUGAAGUUUAAAUUCACUUGGUGUUGUUUUAAUUGUAUCUUCCAUUGUUAUUUAGGACAGUAAUUGAUCAGUCUCAUGUUGGCAUAUGUGCAUACUGUGCGUAAUGCCUCGAUAUUGCCUAAUUCAUAAGCUUUAUAAGCAAAGAUGGAUAGUGGCUAACAGUGGAACCCAGGAAUAGAUAACGUGAUGGCGUUUGGAGCAAAUGGUGCUGCAUUCGAGUCCCAGAGUGAACAUCAACUCUGAGAUGCAGGUACAUCCAGCUGACGAGUCCCAAAUAGGACGAAACGCGCGUUAAACUGGAUUCCACUGCUAGCCACUAUCCAUCAUUGCUUACAAAUAGCUUGUGAAUUAAGGUAAUAUCGAUGCCAUACUCACUGGAUGAAUAUAUGCCAAUAACAAACUGAUCAAUUGCAGUCUUAAACCUCAAUAGGAAGAUACAAGUAAACAACAAUACCAAGUGAAUUAUACUAUAAUAAUUGAAAGAGAAAACCAUUCAUGAUUAUGUAAUCAUAAAGUUAUUAUAUAAUAUUUAUUGAAUUUAGACAGACAUAUCUAAUCAAAGCACAACAACAACACACACACACACGCACACACAUAUACAUACACGUACACGAUGUAAAAACAACGAAAUAAUCAAAAGUGAAUUUUGAACAAUUCACUUAGAAAUAAACAGAUGAAUCAAAAUAUCUAAAGUAAAGUCAUGUGAUAGUGAAGUAAAAUUUUUCUUCUUUUUUUUCUUUACCAUCGUCUCCUUUUUUUUUCGACUAGUCGGACAAAUUUUCAUAUGACUUGUGUUAAUCAUGUGACCAUGGUAUUUUUUUUUUCUUCAUUAUUGCCAUAGUAAUAUAAUUUGAAGGCACGUGAAUAGGAAAUUAUAAAUUUUCUUAAUAAAAGUAAUGAAAUAGCAACUAUUUUGAAGUUAACCUUUUAUUAAACGAUAAAUAUAAGUAAAAUGAAUAAAGAGAAUACUUUUUGUUUACGAAUACAAUAAUAACAGUCUCUUAUAAUGCAGGAGAAGACGACCAGUGAAACAGUAGCCUCAGCAGCAGUAAGUAUCAACAUACACAAAGGGAAAAACAGAAUUCUCUGAUGCGAUACAACAUACAACAAUCGAAUCACACUUGAUGGAGAAGAUUUGAGGGAUGUAAAAACCUUUACAUAUCUGAACAGCAUGAUUGAUGAACACGGUGGAUCUGAUGCAGAUGUGAAGGCGCGGAUCGGCAGAGCAAGAGCAGCAUAUCUACAACUUAGAAACAUCUUGGAUUCAAAGCAACUGUCCACAAUCCAACAACGAAGUCAGAAUUUUCAAUACAAAUGUCAAGACAGUUCUACUGUAUGGGGGUGGCAACCUGGAGAACUACGAAAGCCAUCAUCCAGAAGAUACAAGUGUUUAUUAACAGUUGUCCACGCAAAAUACUUCGGAUCCGUUGGCCAAACACUACCAACAACAACCUACUAUGAGAGAGAAAAACCAGAUCUCAGAGGAAGAAGAAAUCAAGAAGCAGUGCUGGAAGCCGACAGGACACACAUUGAGGAAAGCACCGGACUGCAUCAGAAGGCAAGCCGUCACUUAUAAUCUUCAAGGUCAAAGGAGAAGAGGAAGUCCAAUGAAAUCGAUACAGGUAAUGAGAAGAAUGAACAACAAUUGGAUAGAACUAGAAAUGUAGGUGGAGGACAGAUUGGGUUGGAGAAUGCUGGUCGGCAGCAUAUGCUCCGUUGUGAGUAAC